AUGAUUCUCGUUGGAUCGAUCUUUUGCGUGCUCUUCGCAGCCGCUAAUUCGGCUGUUGUCUAUGGUCCCAGUGCUCAGUACUAUCCUACACGAACACCAACGAUUGCUGAAGCACUUCUCUUUGGCCCAAGUCAUAAAAAAGUUGUUCCAUUCGAUGCUAAAGCGAUUGAAGACGCGGCAAAUAGUUUUACUGAUGAGCAAGUCAAUCGUGGUGUAGUAGUCUUUGUUCUGCCUGGUACUGUAGUUGGUUUGGGUGCUGGCUCUCGAGCAACACCGUUCAUCAAAAAUGUUGGUAAAACAGGUCGCACUCGUAAGAUUCUCAUUACCCCAUUGAAUGGAUGGGGUUCAUGCAUGUUUAACGGUAGCGUCAAAAUUCAAUCAUGUUAUGGAGUUGCAUUCGGUGGCUUCAAAUUUAUUGGUGGUGACGCAUACGGUAAUAAAGCAGGUUUUCUUGCUCAAGACUGCACAGAAAGUUCAGUAUUCAAUUUGGCACCUUUGUCAACCUUCGGUGGUCAAACAAUUGAAAAUACGCCUUCAUGGGACAUUGAAUAUAUAAACAUAGUUACUCCAAAUGCCUUCCUUAAAUACGAUGCAGAUAAUAAUGCCGACACGGCUGCGUUCCGUACAGCUACAAAAGGUCCUGUUAGCGGUGUGCGCUUUCAAGGAUGUUAUUUCGCUCCAUCGUAUCGCGAACUUGGUUCGGUAGCACAUACUGAUACAUUUCAAUUCUCUGGUAACGCUGCAUACUCUGAUAUUCAAUAUGAGAACACCGUUGUUUUCGGAAGUACGAAUUCAGCACUUCAAGUUGGUGCUGCUAGUAAUUAUCGUCUACUUCGCACCCUUGUUAUCGGCGGUAAAACUGCUUGUGUACGUUACCCUGUUCCUCCCGGCGCUGAUGGUUACGCUGUCGGAUAUGUAACACCAAACGCACUGAACGGUGCUGCCACAAAUGCAUCUGCGAUCGAUUCACUUAUGAUUGGCUCAAUUGGUGCAACACGUUGGGCAUUUCAAUCUGGCUCAACUAUUGUUUACACUCCCCAAGCUAGUCAACAACCGGCGGCAGGAUUAAAAUGGAAUGUCGAUACUUCUUUGUCGAAUGUCGAUAAAGCAUGGAUCGAUGCGCGCGUUCCUUAUCCUACGGAAGCCUAUCUGAAAACGAUUUUUGGCAAUGCCGGACAAUCUGGCAACAAUUAA
Messenger RNA from Adineta ricciae, 1194 nucleotides. Lineage: Eukaryota; Metazoa; Rotifera; Eurotatoria; Adinetida; Adinetidae. The record is from the annotation of a GenBank genome assembly.